Molecule: messenger RNA, 1347 nt
Organism: Cannabis sativa
Lineage: Eukaryota; Viridiplantae; Streptophyta; Magnoliopsida; Rosales; Cannabaceae
Exons: 6
Coding region: 123-1031 (302 amino acids)
Molecular function (GO): phosphoprotein phosphatase activity
Source: RefSeq, a predicted model, not a curated record
AAGAAUAUCAUAUUUUAUUUUAUUUUUAAAAUUUUAAAAUAUAUAUAAAAAAAGUCAUCGUUUUUCUAUUCUUCUUUUCUCUGUGAAAAGCUUCUACUGCGGUACUCAGUAGUAGUAGAUCAAUGGCGGAGAUCGACCACGCGGCGGUGACGGCGACUGAAGUCUACGCGCCUAGGUCUGUCCAGCUAUGGCGAGCAUUGAUGAACUGGAUUGAUUUCUUCUUCGAGAUCCUUCUUCAGAUCCUGAGAGGUACCCCCUGUGUACCUCAGGUACUUUCCUGCAUCGGUUUCACCCAUAAUCGGAUCCUCUCUUCUUCCUCUUCUCCUUCCUUUAAGCCCUUGCCCCUUGUUGAACUCCCUCUCUGCCUCGAAGAUGGUGUCUCUCACGCCGAUGAUCCUCUUGAAAAGCUCACUGUGGUUCUGGACUUGGAUGAGACUUUAAUUUGUGCAUAUGAAACUUCUAGCUUGCCUUCCAUGAUUCGAACUCAAGCCACUGAUGCUGGGUUAAAGUGGUUUGAGUUGGAAUGUGUCUCUUCAGACAAGGAAUGUGAUGGAAAGCCAAAGAUAAGCUAUGUAACUGUGUUUGAACGUCCUGGUUUGCACGAAUUCUUGAAACAGAUUGGUGAAUUUGCAGUCCUUGUAUUAUUUACUGCUGGUCUUGAAGGGUAUGCUAGACCACUUGUUGAUAGGAUUGAUGUUGAGAAUCGAUUUAGCCAUCGUCUAUAUCGUCCUUCUACAGUAAGCACGGAAUUUCGAGAACACGUGAAGGACCUAUCUUGUAUUUCUAAAGAUCUUUCUCGAGUUGUCCUUGUCGAUAACAACCCAUUCAGUUUUCUGCGUCAACCAUUGAAUGGUAUACCAUGUGUUCCAUUUUCUGCUGGACAGCCAUAUGAUGAUCAGCUUUUGGAGGUUUUGCUUCCACUCCUCAAGAACCUCUCUCGACAAAAGGAUGUUAGGCCCGUCCUUCAUGAACGAUUUCACAUGCCAGAAUGGUUUCAAAUGCAUGGAAUUCCCUCAUCUAACUUCAAAUAAUGUUUGAUUAAGUCUUUCAAUUCAUGUUACUCAAUUAGCAUAUCGGAAAGCCGUCGGUCAGAUGGCGGUUGCCUUCAGUUUUACAUGAACAAAUUGUGCAAGGCCAUUCAUGGAAUUUUGGAUUCUUAUAGAGCACCUUAGAAGAGAAACAACUUCCAAGAAGAUCACCUAAAAAGUUAAAUCAAAUGUAUCAUGGAAGAUUUUUAACUCUAUUUUUUUCUUUUGUAAUUAACUAUUAUUAUAUUCUUCAAGUUGUAAAAUAACUAUGAAAAGGUUUGGAAUAUUUUUAUGGUUAAAGAAUCCAUCUUUCAUUGUA